UUGAAACAAACUUUUAAAACAGAACUAACAAUCACAUUUUAUCACAUUAAAAAGUAGAAACCUAAAUGAUAAAGGAUCCAAAAACCAUGUGGGCCGCUACCACUCUAUCCUGCCGAGUAUGGCCUCCCGUCACAACCACCGGCAGCCAAGGUCACUUCAUCGUCUCCGCCAGAUAUUCACGACCUCGCAAGAACAUCAAUUACUACCCCGAAGACGAAGAGGAUGAGGAAAAAGAAGAAAUAGACACUUGGAAGCCGCAAGAAAUUGGGGAUUCAGAUGAUGUAUCAUCAUCCGCAGCGAAAAUUAGCGGAUCUGUUGUUCUGUUGGCACUGCAAAAAGCUAGUUCCCAGAAAACCUCCAAACAGAUGACAAAGAAGAUGAAGAAGAAGAAGAAGAAGAAAGAAGUGGACGAUAAAGGAGAUGCAAUUACAGAUUACAGCGGCGUGAAGCCAUUGUGCGUAAAAAGCGAUUGGAAGGAUAAAUUGGAUGAACUCGAGACACAGCUUCACCAACUAAUUCAUAACGCAUGAUCUUUAGUUUCCAUUUCUUAUAAUUGUUAUUUUUCUGUAUUAUUUUGCUUUAAUUGUUGUUGAUGAAUCAUUAAUGUUUAUUUGGUGAUUUGAUAAA
This is a messenger RNA of Lactuca sativa (garden lettuce), 627 nucleotides long. The record is from RefSeq and is a predicted model, not a curated record. Lineage: Eukaryota; Viridiplantae; Streptophyta; Magnoliopsida; Asterales; Asteraceae.